Messenger RNA from Seriola aureovittata, 925 nucleotides. RefSeq names its product translocase of inner mitochondrial membrane 8 homolog A (yeast) (gene timm8a). Lineage: Eukaryota; Metazoa; Chordata; Actinopteri; Carangiformes; Carangidae. The record is from RefSeq and is a predicted model, not a curated record. The transcript is spliced from 2 exons. The coding region runs from base 104 to 376 and encodes 90 amino acids.
CCUGUUUCCUGUCUUCCAUUCUCACACGUGAAGGUCAGCAAAACAGCCAUAAGGCAUUCAUAAUUACAAAAAUAUUGCUCGUACGACCUCUCUUUAGAAAAAUAUGGACGGCCAGGGAGCGACAGCCGACCCUCAGCUUCAGCAUUUCAUCGAAAUCGAGUCUCAGAAACAAAGAUUUCAGCAGCUGGUUCAUCAAAUGACUGAGGUUUGCUGGGAGAAAUGUAUGGAUAAACCUGGGCCAAAGCUGGACUCAAGGACAGAAAUGUGCUUCGUUAACUGUGUGGAGCGAUUUAUUGACACUAGCCAGUUCAUCCUAAACAGACUGGAACAGACUCAGAGGAGCCGGGGCUCACUCUCUGAGACCAUGUCAGAGUAAAAACUGUCACUAAAAGGACUGACAAGACACGCGGCCCUUGCUCUGUGACAAGGCCACUUGGUCCUGACACAGCUGUCUGAAUGUUGCAGAACUGUCUGAUCAACUGGAAGAAGGAACAAGAUGAAGUGUUACUUGUGUUACAAGUGCCUGAGAUUAACACAAUGUAUGAACUCAUGCAGAAGUCUAGGGUUUUAUUUGUCCUCCACUUAGCGGGAUAUGAGUAUUUCAAAACACUUAUUUGUGCUCUGUUGCUAGCAGUGCCCUUAGAUUGGUUUUGUCAAGUGAUUGAAUUCAAGCCAUUAUAGUGGUCAGGCUGUGAGCUUGAAUUUGUUAAUAUCCACUGCUGUAACUAGUGGGCUAAGUGUGGGAGGAUGCAGAAAGACGGACACAUCUGGGACAUUCAACUUGCCAACUGUUUUUGACAGCCACAAGGACUUCACCUCACACACUGCUGUAAUUUAAGAGAACUAACAAUGUCUUGACUUAAGAGGCGUGAUCAACAGCUAAAGGUUGUAGACUGCACAUAUGCAAUAAACAAAAUGCCAAAUA